Messenger RNA from Erigeron canadensis, 1251 nucleotides. RefSeq lists its product as uncharacterized. The record is from RefSeq and is a predicted model, not a curated record. Bases 32 to 1093 code for a protein of 353 amino acids. Lineage: Eukaryota; Viridiplantae; Streptophyta; Magnoliopsida; Asterales; Asteraceae. The transcript has 12 exons.
GCAAGGACUUGGACUUGACAAACUGUGAGAAAUGUCUGUAACAGUAACGUUAACAACAACCACCACUUUCAAUCCUGUCUCCUCCUUCUAUACCCUGCAGCAUACCCUUUUCCCUAUUUCCACCAAUUUCCCAGUUGUUUAUAAUUCUCCAUUGAGAUAUAAUGGUGCAAAACUUCUGGGUUUUGUUCCUCAUGCUAUUACCUCACAAGACCAAGGAGUUUUGGAUUCUGAACUACAUUCUGUACUUCAAUUAGCUACUGGCUCUGAACUAUAUGAGGUGGAAAGAAUUCUUUUUGGCACAAGUUACUUUAGUCCAUUGUUAAAGUCCAUAGCAAAGCCAUCCAAUAUCGAUUAUGUCAUGAUUGAGGAAGACCCCAAAGAGAGAGAAGAGUUUAUUAGCAUAUUGGAAUCAAGAUUCUUCUACCUCGCAGCUGAUGCUCGAUCUUCAUUGAGGGGUUGGCGGCCAACAUAUAGGAGUGUUUUGCUUGGUGUGAGAAAAGAAUUAAAAAUACCUUGUUCAACAAAAUUGUCAACCGAAGAUUUGGAAAUAGAGAUUUUCCUUCAUUUGUUGCAGGAAUACUCUAGUGAAGGUUCGGGAAGCUUAAAACGUGCUUCUAAUAGUCAUGGCAGUCUAGAAGUUGGCUUAAGUUCAUGGAAGUUACAAGCUUUUGCUGCUUUAGGACGUGGGGCAGAAGAGUUUUAUGCAACAAUUCUGAAGGGCGGAGGUAUGCUUACUUUGGGAAGACUAUACAAUUUGAUAUCAAGAAAAUUAUCAGGAAAGGUUUUCUUGGAAGCAGCCAACUAUCAAAUAAAGAAGGAAGUUCUCAAGGAGGGUGGACGGCUGGCAGCUAUUAACUUGGAAUCAAGGGCAGCUUUACUUGCAGCAAAGCAGGGGCUAGCUGGUGCAGCAUCCCGAUAUCUUGGCGUUAGGAGCAUAAUGGUGCUACUUGGUCCAAUGCUAUGGGGAACGUUUCUGGCAGAUGUUGUCAUUCAAAUGCUUGGAACAGAUUAUGCAAGAAUCUUGCGUGCAAUCUAUGCAUUUGCACAGAUCAGAAUCUCACGAACAUACAGGUUCCCUUCUGAUGGCAGCUGAGGAUACUCACUUUCUUCAGUGGUACCGUGUUGUAUCAUUAUGUGUACAUAGUUACAUACAUUGUUGUAGUAUGAGAUGCGGAUAGCUUAAACCAAAAAGUUCAGUUGUGUAUUUUGACCCUUAAGAUCGGCAUGAUCAAUAGAAUACUGUUUAUUCCA